Molecule: messenger RNA, 909 nt
Organism: Lolium perenne
Lineage: Eukaryota; Viridiplantae; Streptophyta; Magnoliopsida; Poales; Poaceae
Product: translocator protein homolog
Cellular component (GO): membrane
Source: RefSeq, a predicted model, not a curated record
GAGCCUCGCGCGUACAUAACCUCUCGUCGCGAUCGCAUCCUCCACAUCACGCUCGCGAAUUCAUUCCCCAGAAGCUCGAGAGAAAUCAAGAAAAUCUCCGAUCCAAGUAACCGAGGCAAAGCCAUCAUCAUCCAUGGAGGCCACCGCCACCGCCCCCGUCCAGGAUACAGGCCUCACCCACCGCGCCUAUAGGCCGGUCGACGACACGCCGGCGCGGAUGCCCGUUCCCGGCGGCGCGACCAGCCGGGACCCGAAGAGGAAGCUGGGCCGCGCCAAGCGUGGCCUCCGCUCGCUCGUCGUCGCCGUGACGUUCUCGGCCGCGCUCACCGCGAUCGCCUUCUACGUCUCCGGCCCGGGCUCGUCGACGGACGACACCAGGGCGCCGUCCGCGGCGAUGGUGGCGAUCGCGCGCGCCGGGUCGGUGGCCGCGGAGGCCGUGAUGGCGCUGGCGGCGUGGAUGGUGUGGGCCGAGGGCGGCCUCCACGGGAUGCCCGGCGCGACGCUGGCGCCGUUCGCGGCGCAGCUCUUGGCGGCCGCGGCGUGGCCGGCCCUGGCGCUGAGGCUCGGGGCUGGGUGGGCCGGGAUGGCGUGCUGCGCAGCCAUGGCUGCAGGCGCCGCCGCGUGCGUCCGUGGGUUCGGCCGCGUGAACCCUGUCGCCGGAGAUCUCGCCAUGCCCUGCGCGGCCUGGGCCGUGCUCCUCGCCGUCAUGAACUACAAGAUGAUGUAGAGAGACGGAGGGAGACAGAGAUGAUGCUUCUAUGAGUGUUGUGUUGUGGCGUGAUGGAACCUGAAGUGGUGUGUGUGGGUUUCGGCGAGUUUGUGUAUGUGUACACACGUAGCGUCCGUAGUCUCUUGUACCGCAAAUACUGCUCUACCUUUUUUUUGGCAAUACUGUUGUUUAAUAUGUGA